GUUGCAUGAACUGAGGAGCUAUUUCUUGGAACCUUAUACCGAAUAGGAUCAAGUGCUGUUUUACUUGACACCAUCAUGGCGAGUCGUCAUACAACCUUCAGGCUUAACACAGGAGAAGAUAUUCCAGCCAUUGGCUUCGGAACGUGGCAGGAUGAAAACGCACAGGAGGAUGCCGUUCUCACUGCUCUCAGUGCUGGGUACCGGCACAUCGACACCGCUGCGGUAUAUGGGACAGAGAAAGCUAUCGGGAGAGCUCUUGCACGAAGCCGACUAUCUCGGGAUGAACUCUUUAUUACCAGCAAACUGUGGAAUAACAAACACCGUCCGGAAGACGUGGAACAGGCAAUUGACCAGUCGCUCAAGAACCUAGAAAUUGACUACUUGGACUUGUACCUCAUGCAUUGGCCAGCUGCCUUCGCACCUGGGGAUGAUAUGUUUCCAAAAGAUAGCCAAGGGAAUUCUAAAACAGUUGAUAUUGAUUAUGUCGACACAUACAAAGCGAUGGAGAAACUCGUUAAAUCCGGAAAGACUAAAGCUAUCGGAAUUUCAAAUUUCUCAAAAGGGGAAAUGGAAAGGCUGCUUGAGAGCUGCUCCAUAGUGCCGGCCGUAAUGCAGAUGGAGUUGCAUCCAUGGCUACAACAAAACGAUUUCGUUGAAUGGCUCAAAAGCAAAGGCAUCCAUGUCACGCAAUAUUCAUCCCUUGGAAAUCAAAACGAGGUAUAUUCAGGCCGCGAAAGGUAUGGAAGGCUGAUUGAGGAUCCAACUCUUGCCGCGAUUGGGACGAAAUACGGCAAAACAGGGGCUCAGGUAGCACUUGCAUGGGGAAUUAACAAAGGCCACUCUGUUCUCGUUAAGUCGAAGACACCUCAUCGCAUUCAGCAAAACUUCGAGUCGGACUUUGAACUGAAACAAGAGGACAUGAAGGCCAUUGAGAAUAUUGACAAGAAGCUUCGCUUUAAUGACUCAAGCGCCGAUUUUGGGUAUAACUUCUUCGUGGGUUUGGAGGGCAAGGAGAAAUAAGCUCUGGAUGGAAGAUAUCAGGAAUAAGAGUUAUUAUGUAUCAAGAUGUCAGUUAUCCGGUUGCCGUGACUAGAGCAACAAUUCUUCGAGCCUUGGCACCAAUUUGUGUACCAACGAUAUAAAUGAAGCGAGAUUGGAACCAUGACUCGUUUGCAAAUGCAAACGGAUAUUCGAUCCAUCCCGCCACAAGCAAGUAAGGGUGUUAUUUAUGGACUGCUAGGCUUCUCAGGACGCAUCAAGUUUUCCGUCAUUCGGU
Molecule: messenger RNA, 1276 nt
Organism: Coccidioides immitis RS
Lineage: Eukaryota; Fungi; Ascomycota; Eurotiomycetes; Onygenales; Onygenaceae
Product: aldehyde reductase
Exons: 4
Coding region: 76-1020 (314 amino acids)
Cellular component (GO): cytosol
Molecular function (GO): aldose reductase (NADPH) activity
Source: RefSeq, a predicted model, not a curated record